This is a messenger RNA of Acanthamoeba castellanii str. Neff, 3798 nucleotides long. RefSeq names its product adaptin subfamily protein. Gene Ontology annotation, cellular component: AP-4 adaptor complex; membrane coat. The transcript has 23 exons. Gene Ontology annotation, biological process: intracellular protein transport; receptor-mediated endocytosis. The record is from RefSeq and is a predicted model, not a curated record. Gene Ontology annotation, molecular function: cargo adaptor activity. Lineage: Eukaryota; Discosea; Longamoebia; Acanthamoebidae. The coding region runs from base 1 to 3798 and encodes 1265 amino acids.
AUGAGCGGCAAGAAGGAUGGUGGCAGGCUGGGCAAGCAGCUGGGUGACACGCUGCAAGGCCUAAGCUCGCUCAUGCAGAUGCAGUUUAGCAACAGCGGGGGCGGGUCGUCCCUCAGCAAUGAUUUCUUCAAUCUGAUCAAGGGGAUCGGAGAAGCCAAAUCUAAACUCGAAGAAGAUUUGAUCAUUGAAAAGGAGAUUAAAUUGCUGCGUUCUGUCAUCGCUCAGCCGGACAAUGCCAAAUACAUGCGCGAGUUCGUGGUACGGCUCAUGUACUGCGAGAUGCUCGGGCACGAUGUGUCGUGGGGCUACAUCCACGCCAUCAACAUGACCCAGCAAUCGAAACUGCUGGACAAGUGGGUCGGCUACAUUGCUGUGGCCUCGUUCCUGCACCGUGACCACGAACUGCUCAUCCUCCUCAUCAGCUCUCUACGCAGGGACCUGGGCAGCACGAAUCAGUUGCACGUGUGCGCUGCCCUCACGGCGCUGUCGCACCUCAUCAGCGAGGAGACCAUUCCCGCUGUCCUUCCCCUCGUCACCGAACUGCUCCAGCACGAGAAGGCUGUGGUGCGCAAGAAGGCGGUGAUGGCGCUUCUGCGCUUUUUCCUGCUGUCGCCCACUAGCGUCGACCACCUUCACGAGAAGGUCAGGCGCGCGCUCUGUGACGCCGACCCGUCCGUCAUGAGCGCCACCCUCAACCUUCUCGAGUACCUCGUCGAGAAGGACACGCGAGUGUGGAAGGACAUCGUGCCCACCCUGGUGUCCAUCCUCAAGCAGGUCGUGCAGAAGCGGCUGCCCAAGCACUACGAGUACCACCACGUGCCUGCGCCCUGGACGCAAGUCAAGAUCCUUCGUCUCCUGGGCAUCCUCGGCGCCAACGACAAGAGGUUCUCCCGCGGCUCCCCCUCUCCCUCUGAUCCCACAAACACUUUUCUCACAUACCGCUAUGUCGACAGAGUGAGCGAGCACAUGUACGACACUCUGUCCGAUGUCAUGAAGCAGCCCACGACCAACAACGCCGCCUAUGCACUUAUCUACGAAUGCGUCAAGACGAUCACCUCCAUUCACCCCAAGCCUGCUCUGCUCGAAGCCGCCGCGUCGUCCAUUUCGCAGUUCAUCACCAGCAAGAGCAACAAUCUGAAGUACAUCGGCAUCGACGGUCUGAGCAUGAUCAUGACCAUCGACGCACGCCAUGUGCAGCAGCACCAGAACCAGGUGGUCGAUUGUCUGCGCUCGCCCGACGACACCCUGAAGCGAAAGACGCUCGACCUGCUGUACAAGAUGACCAACCCCGUGAACGUGGAGACGAUCACUCAGAAGCUCGUCGACCACCUGGCCACCACGUCGGACUUCUACCUGCGCACGGAGCUGGUGUCGCGCAUCACCCAGCUGGCCGAGCGGUUCUCGCCCAACAACGAGUGGUUCAUCGAGACCAUGAUCCGCGUCUUCCUGCUGGGCGGCGACCUCGUUCGUGCGGAAAUCGCGCACAAUCUCAUGCAGCUGAUCGCCGAGGGCGUCGAGGACGAGCACGGCGACGAGGAGCUGCGGAUCUACGCCGUCACCAAGCUCAUGGAGGUGCUCGAGAACCAGGUCGUCGUGCCCGACGUUCUCGUGCAGCUCGCCGUGUGGGUCCUCUCCGAAUACGGCUACCUGUCGCCCACGCACGCCCUCAACCAGAUCGCCGACCGUCUCGUGCUGAUCCUCGAGCAGGCCCAUCAGAGCAGCGAAACGCGCUGUUGGAUCGUGUCGGGGCUGAUGAAGCUGGUCGCCCAGAUGGCCCACUGUCCGCCGGCGAUUGAGGAGAUCGUCGGCAAGUACAAGCGCUCGCGUCACAUCGACCUCCAGCAGCGGUGCUACGAGUUCGAGGCCCUCAUCGCCACUCCCGACACCAUGCGCACUGUGCUGCCCCUUGACGCAAGCUGCGAGGACAUUCUGGUGGACAAGCGCAUGUCGUUCCUGGACGACUUUGUGCAGAUGCAGCUCACGGCUGGUGCGCGCCCCUAUCUCGCGCCCGCCCAGCGCCCCGACUUCUCUGGAGAACUCCAACUCGAGCCGAAGAAGGCGGACAAGAAGAAGCAGCUCAAGUUUGACAAAUAUGCCGACCCGAAGCUGAAGGCGCCGCGUCCGCUGCUUCCCGCCAACCCGAUUCCGGCCGCUGCCGCCGCCGCAGCGGCGCCCGAGGGCCUCCUCGCCCCGCCCGUCUCCUUGUCGCCGGUGGCCACCGGCAGCCUGUCGACCGGAGGCGCCCGCAAGUGGACCAAGGCCGGCUACCAGGGCGACCUCGCCCCCGCAGCUGCCACCGUAGUCCCCGCACCCGUCAAGUCCGGCGGCAGCGACGGCGGCGGUUAUCGCUCCCCGGCCGAAUCCCUCGUUGGGAGCGGGAGCGGCGGCUAUGACACGAGACCCGAGCGUUGGGAGGCCGAGCGGGCUUCUUCUUCGUCGAGCUCGUCGGCGGCGCAGGCCUUCAGCGACAAGAAGAUCUCCAAGGAGGACCAGGGCCUGUUCGCAGGCCUCAGCGCCGGCGGAGGCGACCCCUCGCAGGGCCGCGGCCCUCAGAGGCGUAAGAUGGUGUCGGGUGCCAAGCCAGCCACCGAUCACACCACUUCUCAGUCGUCGCUGUUGGAGGAGUUGAACGAGUCGCCGGUCAGGUCUCCCGUCUCGCUCUCACCUGUGGUCACCGGGUCUGGCAGCGGCAGCGGCGGCGGGCUGUUGCCACACUUUGACGACCACCCCGCUGUUCUCUCGGCCUCUGCGAGCGGCGGCGGCGGCGGAGGUCAGCAGCUGCUCAUCGACGUCGACUUCCCUUCGUCGUCGGCUGCCGCCGUCGCGGCCACCACUACGACCGCCGGCACGCCUCUCCUGCCGCCCACUAAGUCUGUCUCGAUCGAUGACCUGCUGGGCGGGCUCAACCUGUCGGCGCCAGCUUCGAGCGGGUCCGGCCAGCUCCGCACUAGGAGCGACGAGGUGCUGCAGGCCACUCCAGCGCCCACGCUGGUGAUGUCGCACAAGCACAACGGAAACCUGGACUUCAGCAACUUCAACUUUCCGCCUCACCUCGUCCGAGACCUGGGUGCGGCCCCAUUGAAGCGGAGCCCGAACGUGAACAGGGUUCUGAGCGAGGACGGCACGCUCCACGUGUCCCACUACUUUGUCCACAAGGAGAACGACCUCGCGCUGGUCCUGUUCGUCAGCAACCUGCACGUCCAGGCCCAGAACAACAUCACUGCCGUCGUCGAAGUGCCGGACAACCUUAAACCGCGCUUCGCGAGCGUGGAGGGCGUGGACGUGGCGACGGACGGGCUCCGCGGCACGUUCCGCGUGGGCCGGCUGUCGGGCCAGUCCGCUGUCGCGCUGUGCGCCUUCCUCACCCUCGCCAAGCUGGGCGUCGGCGUCAAUUUCAAGGUCAACGUCGCCUACACGAAUGACAUGAACCAGCCCAAGCGUUUGCAGUUCACGCUGCCGCUGCAGGUCACCGAAUUGCUGAGACCGUUCCCGAUGACGACCGACGAGUACGGCAAGAAGUGGGGCACCUUCGCCCAGCCCAACAAGAUCCGGAAGACCGUGCAGGCCAUGGUGUCCAUCCAGCAGCUCGUCCACUUCAUGCAAUCUCAGCUCAACCUCCACCACAUCCAGACCAUCCGUACGGAGGCGAUUGCGUGUGCUCGCUUGGUCGGCGGCAAUGAUCUGGUGCUCGUGCACGGCAAAGUCGCUUCGCCCACCAACGUCGAACUUAGCGUGCGCACGACCGACAAACUCUUCACCGAGGCUGUGUCUCGUCACAUCGAUCGUGUCCUCAACUGA